Molecule: messenger RNA, 3954 nt
Organism: Ananas comosus (pineapple)
Lineage: Eukaryota; Viridiplantae; Streptophyta; Magnoliopsida; Poales; Bromeliaceae
Product: protein GAMETE EXPRESSED 2
Exons: 17
Coding region: 67-3441 (1124 amino acids)
Biological process (GO): pollen sperm cell differentiation; actin cytoskeleton organization
Molecular function (GO): actin filament binding
Source: RefSeq, a predicted model, not a curated record
UCCUCACUUUCCCUCCCCCCACAAAAUCCCCAAUUCCUCUCCACUCCCUUCGCCAAAUCUCAACAAAUGAAGCAUCUUUUUAGGGUUUCCUCGUCGAUUUUAUGCAUUUUUAUGUCGAUUUCGCCUCCAAUUUGUUCACUAGCUUAUCGAGCAUCUCCACCUGACCCUAAAGGAUUCGGACGUACAUUGUUCACGCCCACCUUUUCCUUUAGCUGGUUAGAUGAUAAAGCUACAUUCCAAGCUGGUGAUAUAGCAACAAUUAAGGUCAAGAUAUUGGAUAACCCUGUUAAUAAUAAGACCUCUGAUUUAAGCCGACAGGCAAUGAAUUUUUCUCUAUCUGUGAAUGGAAAGAAAGGGAAUAGUUCAUAUAUCUCUGGAGUUGUUCAGUAUCUUCAGGGGGCUCCUACAUUAUGGAGUAUUUCUUUUAUUCCAAUUUGGGUUGGGCAGUUUACUAUGGUUGUCACAGAAGAUCAUUUUGGCAUCACUGAUUCAUCCCUUCAUUUUAAUGUUACAGCUGGCCAUUUAUAUCCAUCUGCUUGCGUGGCUUCUUGGAUUGAUCUUUCUACUGAAUAUGUUGCUGGUACAAAAGCAAACAUAUUGAUACUUCCUAAAGAUGCAUUUGGGAAUGACAUCUUGCAAGGAGUUGAGGGUCUGAGCAAUGAUUACUUUUGUGUCCAUGCAUCUUAUGACAAUGGAUCUAAUGUGGACUUGUUUGACUUCCGAUCUAAUGGUUGGAACGAAGCUGGAUAUAUUAGCCUUGAGUUUGUUCCAAAACUUGCUGGAAAUUUUUUCUUACAUGUUUAUGGUGAUAAUAAGAGCUUAAGUGGUUCUCCUCUACCAUUGAUAGUAAAACCAGGACCACUAGAUAUGAAAAAAAGCAUGGGAAUGUGGAAAUGUGGGACAAAUUUCUUGCAAAUCUUCUCUAAGCUGGAAAUAUUUGUACACCAGCAAGAUUCAUUCGGAAACCUUGUUCCAGGUUUCUAUCCAUUCGAUGCACGGGUUGUCAAAAGGACUACAAAUUUGUCGGUUCCAGUAGCGGACCUUUUCUUUCAAGUUGUGGCUGAGGGAAUUCAGUUGCUUUCUUUCACAGUUUCUGAACCUGGGCAAUUCACACUAAUCAUCUUUGACACAAAAGCGAACGAAAGCAUUUCUCCUAUGGUGUAUGAUUAUUAUGUAUUUAUAGGUUAUUGCCAUGGGUCAAACAGCUUUGCGAAUGGUUCUGGUUUAGCCCAUUCUAUUGCUGGUAGAAUGUCAUUCUUCACAGUUUUUCUGGAGGAUCAGUACCAUAACCCAUCUCCAAUUGAAGCGGAAAGGCUUUAUGUGCGAAUCCUUUGCAAAAAUGGCACAUAUGAAGUGAGCACAAUUAUCUUCCCUCUGAGAAAUGUUAGUGAGCGCGCUCCUGUUUCUGGACAAUUUUACUUCCCUGAAGGACCUUCAGGAUAUGUUCCUUCAUUGCCCAAAAAUGAGAUCAUUGGAAGAUCAACAGUUCGAGCUAGUGAAUUUCAUGUCGCCUUUACCGCUCGAAAAUCUGGAAAUUAUGAGAUCUGGGUGUCAUGCGGAAACGUUGCAAUAAACAAUGAGAGCCCUUAUUUGUUGAAAGUUUUACCAGGCUUGGUUAGUACAUCACUAUCAAAUGUUGUUAAAUUUGCACCUAGUGUAAAGAGGCUUAUGAAGAAUGAAGUCGUUGUGCAACUUUCUGAUUCUUUUCUGAAUCCAGUUUUCUCACAGAAGUCAAAAUUGAGUUUAGGAGCAAAUAAUUCAAGUUUCAUGACAUGGGCAUUCAUUGACAAUGAAGAUGGAACAUAUACUGGCUACUACAUGGCAAGAGAUACUGGUGCCUUCAACAUAUGCAUUUUGUUUCAGGAUGAACAUUUGCCUCCUUGUCCUUUUGAGGUCCAUGUGUAUGAAAGUAAGUAUUUUUCUGAGGCACACAAUGAUAGCAUUUUGGUUUGGGAGGACGAGUCGGUUGCUUUUGAUGUACUAUUAAAUGACUACAUUGCAGGAGGCCAAGCAAAAUUAAUUGAAUCAUCUAUACCACAACAUGGGUCACUCCUGCUGUACGGACAACUCUUUCGUUACACUCCGUUUAAAGGAUAUUUCGGAAACGAUUCAUUUUCAUACACAUUUUCGGAUACAAAUAAUAAUAAUGCUACUGCCACUGUAUUCAUCUCAGUCCUCUGCAAGCCACCUCAAUUUGUUUCCUUGCCCACUCAAUUGCGUGCAACUGAAGAUGUAGUUAGUCCAAAAUUCGGUAGUGGCUUUUCGGGGUUCGAAGUGUUUUAUUCAGAUGCAGCAGAAAAUAUCUCUGUUACAAUAAGUGCACGGUUCGGCACAAUGUAUCUUGCUCCGAUGUCAAUAUACUUGGUCCAACCGCUGGGAAGUAUGCUUGCAGUGAACCGAGGUGGCAGAGCUGGGAAGGAGUUAACCUUGGUGGGGCAAGUUGAAACAAUUAACGCUGCUUUGGAGUCGGUACAAUAUAUUGGCAACGAGAAUUUCUGCGGAAAUGAUAUUAUCAAUCUAUAUGCCAUGAAUAAGAAUGGAGUGCAGGAUGCUCGCGUGCCAAUUUUUGUUGAACCCAUUAACGAUCCACCAAUCAUACAUGCUCCCAAGUCUAUAGUUCUUGGAAAGAUGGAAUCAAGUGACGGAUAUCAGAUAUAUGACAGGCAAAGAGAUGUGUUUGAUUUCUUAGUGGUUGAACCAGAUAUUUUUGGCUUUCCGGGGAACAAAUCUCAUUUUGUGAUCACAUUCUCCUUGGAAGUGAAUGAUGGAUCUUUGUCGACACUUCUGCCCGUCAAUCUCAUUAGUACAGCUGAACUGAAGAUCACAGGGAAUGAUCAGUGGCAGCCCCUUCAAACUUAUGUGACAAUUUCCAACCAUUUUGUGCUUAAAGGCAAAGGGUUCAGAUUUCGUGGGUCAGUUGGGGAUUGCAAUAAUGCACUACAGCAGCUAAUUUAUCAAGGCACAAAUCAUGAUGCAGUUUUAACAGUCACCGUAAAUGAUAUGGGCAACUAUGGAUGCUAUCCAGAUUGCGCCGACAUGAUGUCAUCACCGCUUUCCACUGAGGUUACCAUAAAUCUAAUCAGAAGGAGGCCAAUUAGUUCAAGAACAACACUUUUGCUUGGAUCAGCACUAGUUAUCGAGAUUUUCAUGAUGAUUCUCCUUGGCGGGGUGCUUCUGUUCUUUAUCUGUAAAUGUAUGAAUGCUCUUCAAAAAGAGAGACAAGAACAUGCUGAUAAUGUUCGGUUUCCUUCAGAAGAAAAUCACGGCGAUGACAUGAUGAAUGCCUCGACAUCGGCGAAUAUGAAUCCAACUCCCUCUUCAUUUGCACUUCCUGAAUCCAGCUUUCGGCAAAGGAUAGAUCGAGAUGGGAGCAAAUUUUUGAUAGAUCGGGAUGGAUUAAAUAAAGAAAAGAAUCACCCGCCUCCCGCUCCAUUUACUUGACGGAUCGGAGCGAAUUCGGAACAGAGUAUAUUUUGGGCGGGAGAUCCACCAACCCCGAUCCAUUUGCAUUCCUACAAACAGCUGCAGUAGUAGAUGACUCUGAAUUUGGAUCUGAUUAACAAAACCAAAAACCGAGCAAUUAAACCAAAUGAGGUUGAAAUUUGCACGGUUUCGCGAGCUUGAUCUGUAAGCAUGGAAAAGAAAAACAACAAAAGAAAAUAAAGAAGAAAAAUUAAAACUGAAAAUAUGAAAGAUACAAAAGGGUUAAAAGAGACCAUCUGCCGCAAACAUUUCAGAAACUUCUCUUCAGAUUAUAACACGACAAUCGCACUUCAACUAAAAUGAUCAACACUCUCGAUCGCGCACAUAACCGAAUAAAACUCAUUCUUAUUGCAUCAUCAAAUCCAGUUGAUACAAACACUUUCUGCGACUGAAAAUAAUAGAUGCAAGACACAACCAGCAUUGCAAAGAGGAAAAAAAAAAAAAAAAAAAAAAAAAAAAAAAAAAAAAAAA